AUGGAGAAAUUGAAUGCAACUUGCGUGGUUGCAGUGUUGGUGCUGUUCGCGUGGAACUUCGCAUGCGUCGACGCACAAUAUGAAGACGCUAGAUGCAAAUGUGUUUGUCCGGAUACUGCUGUACUAGGGCCGAAUUUCACCCACUCGAACCGAACUGUUUACAUCAAGAAUGUGGUCACCAAAGAAUGCACGUGUUCGAAAGUAGUGAUCCCGCAGUUGAUCGGCAAAAUCGUGGGAAUCUUGGAGCACGAGGGAGAAUUGUGUCCGUUGUGCGAGUGCAAAAAUGAGAGCAGGAAUACUGCGACGAUCAAGGCGGUGGUCGUCAUCAUCAUCAUCGCCGUUUCCCUGCUGUCCUUGUACAUGGUCUUCUUGUUGUGUCUAGAGCCAGUGUUGGCCAAGGGGCCCGUUGGUGCCCCGACUGGGGGCACGACUGGCUAUCGUGAGCACUUGGACGAAGACGGCGGAAGCCAGGACGGGUUCUCUGAUGUUCCGUUACGCGUGAGACCCAGAACGAGCAGCGGAGUUUUGGAUCGGGUCGGGCGUCAACAGGACAAAUGGAAGCGAGUUGUUCAGGAGCAAAGAAAGAACAUAUACGACCGUCACACUAUGCUGAAUUGAGUCGGUGAUGACCCGCGUUGACUGUGAGCAAUUGAGUGGCAUAUUGAUUCGAACGCCACUUUUUUUAGUGUCCGAACUCAUGAUCUGAGCAUGUUAAUGUGAAGGGAUUUUCCAGUCUGCUUGUAAUUCGCUUGGAUUGAUCGGAAAAAUUCAGCUGCCCCUAGAUUAUUGUUGGAUUUUUCUUUUUCUACGGGACGACUCGUUUUAAGAAAGGAUGACGGUUUUUAAUUUAGUGAUAAAAUUGAGAAAAUGUUGUUCUCCGUCAGAUUUUCUAUUUCAAUCCAGUUGUUUUCCGUGAUUUGAGCCGUGUUUGUCAGCGAUUGAUUGUACAGUACUGUAUUGAUUAUUUUGGAAUGGGGGCGCUGAUAAUAAAAAUCCUCGCUUGUUUUUUCUA
This is a messenger RNA of Notodromas monacha, 1012 nucleotides long. The record is from the annotation of a GenBank genome assembly. NCBI's taxonomy places the organism in Eukaryota, Metazoa, Arthropoda, Ostracoda, Podocopida, Cyprididae.